AUGCAGAAUCGAAUACAAUCCCAUCCUGCCGGAGCCUCGUCCUCUGCCUCCAGCGGCGGAGACGGCUCUGGUUCAGGCUUCUGUCUCAGUGAUAUAAUGGAAAUCGAUGCUGGCAGCGGAGGAGACCACAAAGCACCAGGCUCCCCGAGGUCCAAGCAUUCCGCUACAGAGCAGAGACGUCGCUGCAAAAUCAAUGAGAGAUUUCAGAUACUUCGUGAUCUUGUACCACAAAGCGACCAGAAGAGAGAUAAGGCCACAUUCCUUUUGGAGGUGAUUGAAUAUGUCAAAUUCUUACAAGAAAAGGUACAAAAGCAUGAAGCAUGUGCUGGUGGAGACUGGAGCCAAGAAAAUACAAAAUUGGCGCCUUGGAGUAGCAAUCGAGUACCAGUUGACCUCAUGCCAGGUGUAGCACCCACAACAAAAAUUGGCUCUGCUGGAAACUUUCUGGACAACAGCAUCCCCACCAUGCCAGAAAUGCUGCAAAAUGCUGAAACAGUAGUAGAACCAGCCAAGUUAAAUGCAGAUAUUAUAGAAUCACAGUACCAGUCCCAAUGGCAAGAGCUUUCAUGUCCAGCGGAUUGCCUUGUGGACAGUGAAAUGAGCAAUGAAAAAGAAGAAUUGACUAUAGAUGAGGGUACCAUAACUGUUUCCAGCGUGUACUCCCAAAACCUAUUUACAGCUUUGACUAAUGCAAUGGAAAAUUUGGGCAUCGAUUUGUCACAAGCUAGCGUCACCGUGAAUGUCAAUCUGGGCAGGAGAGCAAUUUCCAGGUCUACUAAUAUAUCCAGUGCAAAGGAAAGACAUGCCAGCCGCAAACUGAAUCAUGCAAGGUACUGGGCAGGCCAAAAGCUGUUAGGAAUCUGA
This is a messenger RNA of Triticum turgidum subsp. durum (durum wheat), 864 nucleotides long. Lineage: Eukaryota; Viridiplantae; Streptophyta; Magnoliopsida; Poales; Poaceae. The record is from the annotation of a GenBank genome assembly.